AUGUCCAAGAUCUCAGUUGGAUCCGUCCGCGACAACGUUCAAAAGGUCCUCGAUGCCUCAGCCGCAAAGAAGCGCAACUUCACAGAGACCAUCGAGCUCCAAAUCGGCCUCAAGAACUACGACCCGCAGCGUGACAAACGUUUCUCUGGUACCGUCAAGAUGCCCAAAGUUCCCCGCCCAAACAUGUCCAUCUGCAUUCUCGGCGAUGCACACGACAUUGACCGCGCAAAGCACAUUGGCAACGACGCCAUGUCUGUUGAAGACUUGAAGAAGCUCAACAAGAACAAGAAGCUCGUCAAAAAGCUUGCAAAGAAGUACGAUGCCUUUGUUGCCUCGGAAGUUCUCAUCAAGCAAAUCCCACGUCUCCUCGGUCCUGGUCUCUCAAAGGCCGGCAAAUUUCCUACACCCGUCAGCCACGCGGAAGACCUCGCUGCCAAGAUCACCGAUGUGCGUUCUACCGUAAAAUUCCAGCUCAAGAAGGUGCUAUGUCUUGCGGUGCCGAUUGCCAACGUCGACUUUACCGCCUCAGAGGCCGUCAGCAACAUCAUGCUUGCCGUCAACUUCCUCGUCUCCUUGCUCAAGAAGGCGUGGCAAAAUGUAGGCUCUCUCAUCAUCAAGAGCUCUAUGGGACCGCCUUUCCGUCUGUACUAA
Protomyces lactucae-debilis is the source of this 651-nucleotide messenger RNA. RefSeq names its product 60S ribosomal protein L10a. The transcript is spliced from 2 exons. The record is from RefSeq and is a predicted model, not a curated record. Bases 1 to 651 code for a protein of 216 amino acids. Gene Ontology annotation, molecular function: structural constituent of ribosome; RNA binding. Gene Ontology annotation, biological process: translation. Gene Ontology annotation, cellular component: large ribosomal subunit. Lineage: Eukaryota; Fungi; Ascomycota; Taphrinomycetes; Taphrinales; Protomycetaceae.